Acanthosepion pharaonis is the source of this 759-nucleotide messenger RNA. The record is from the annotation of a GenBank genome assembly. NCBI's taxonomy places the organism in Eukaryota, Metazoa, Mollusca, Cephalopoda, Sepiida, Sepiidae.
AUGUUUUCUCAAAUUAUAUGCCGAUUAUUUCUCCUCUUUGGCAUCUCUCUCUCUCUCUCUCUCUCUCUCUCUCUCUCCCUGUAUCUAUCUAUCUAUCUAUCUAGCUAUCUAGCUAUCUUAGUCUGUUCACUAUCUAUCUAUCUAUCUAUCUAUCUAUCUAUCUAUCUAUCUAUCUCAGUCUGUUCAUAUCUACCUAUGUAUCUAUCUAUUUAUCUAUCUCAGUCUUCUCAUAUCUAUUUAUCUAUCUAUCUCUGUUCAUAUCUAUCUAUCUCAGUCUCUUAUCUAUCUCAUUCUGUUCAUGUCUAUCCAUCUAUCUCAGUCUGUUCAUAUCUAUCUGUCUAUCUAUCUAUCUAUCUAUCUAUCUAUUUCAGUCUGUUCAUAUCUAUCUCAGUCUGUUCAUUAUCAAUCAAUCUAUCUAUCUAUUUCAGUCUGUUUAAUAUCUAUCUGAUUCUAUUUAUAUCUAUCUAUGUAUCCAUCUAUUUUCAAUCUGUUUAUUAUCUAUCUGAUUCUGUUCAUGACUAUCUAUCUAUCUAUCUAUCUAUCUAUCUAUCUAUCUAUCUAUCUAUCUAUCAUUUAUUAUCUGCCAUAAUCACCUACCUUUUAACAAAGUCCACUGAAAGCAGCCACCCCACUCUCUCCCUAUUUCUCUCUAUCUUUAUCCAUCUUUAUCUAUCUAUCUAUUUAUCUAUCUAUCUAUUUCUCUCUCUCACGCGCACACAUACACGUGAUGCGAUUUUUUUUAACAUAUCUACAAUAUGA